Molecule: messenger RNA, 2056 nt
Organism: Ipomoea nil (Japanese morning glory)
Lineage: Eukaryota; Viridiplantae; Streptophyta; Magnoliopsida; Solanales; Convolvulaceae
Product: protein prune homolog
Exons: 11
Coding region: 256-1884 (542 amino acids)
Cellular component (GO): cytoplasm
Molecular function (GO): exopolyphosphatase activity
Source: RefSeq, a predicted model, not a curated record
UCAUGAGUACGGUUUGUCACUUUUGAUGUCAUCGGCGAUACACCCGGCGACUGCCACUCCAAACCAAAAAAAGAGUUGCUGUCCAUCUGAGUUCUCCACGGCGGCGGAAUUCACAACACUAUCCAGCGCCGGCCUCUACUAUGUCGCCUCAUACCCCCCCUCUCUCUCUCUUUCUCUUCUCAUCUCCUUCUACGCCCUCGUUUCUCUCCGCUCUUCCGCCUUCCUAUUCCAACACCGCCUCCGUCAACAACCUCAAUGUCUGCCGAAAACCAAAAUCAAGAAUACGUUCGCGUUCGAGACAACCCUUUCUUUGCCGGCAUGCGGAGAGGCGACGCCGCCGGUUUCAGCAGGGGGAACACUUUCGAAGUUCAAAGAAAGGUUGCAGGAAGAACUUUUCCGAGGUCCAGUUCCGACGCCGGUGACCGGGGACACAAAAGGCCUCUUAUCAAUUUUCCCGGCGAAGCCACGGCCGGAAUCCGUUCAACUGAUUCACCCCCGACUGUGAUUCUUGAAUCCUUUGAUCAGUCACCCUCCGGGAAAGUACAAACGGCUUCGGAAACGGAUUCCUCCACGGAAACUUCUCAAUCUGAUUUGAAUGAAUCGCCUGUGGAGUCUAGUGGCAAAUCAGUUGAAGUGAGCGAAGAACACAGUUCUAAGCUUAAAAGAUCAGAUAGUGUGAGCAUUGGGAGCACGAAUUGGUUCGGAGUUCCGCUUCCUCCUACAGCAGCUUCGUUCUACAAUGGGAAUUCAGCCCGGAUUGAAGUUGUGGAACCGUGUGAAGGAAUUUGCAGGCUUAAUAUGUUUCUAAAAGCUGGGAAAGAUGACGUCAAAGCUGGGGUGCCUUCAAGAUACCUGCAUGCUGCAUUGGGCCCUCAAUCAUCUGAUAUUGGUUCUGUUGCUUCAACCAUCAUGUAUGCCUUUUACUUGAAUGAAACAGUUCAUAAUAACCAAUUCUGCAUUGUCCCUGUCAUUAACAUCAACCGGUCCGAUUUCAUGAGUUCUCAUGCUGAGCUCAAAUGGCUACUGGAUUCUUGCUUUGUUGAUCACUCAUCCUUGAUUUUCAUUGAUGAGAUUGAUCUGUCUUACUAUGAUUUGUAUGGGAGCCUUGCGCUGGCUCUAGUGAAUGGUGACAAGCUUCCAUCCAAACAAGAGGCUCUUAAAGAGGCAGUGGUCGAGAUAUUGAGCUGCAAAGAGGAAGCAUCCUGCUGUACGCUUAUUGCUGAAAAGUUUGUUUUAACUUCACCUGAGAUACUGGCUCAACAGGGAUUUAGUCAACUUCUGUUAGCGGGCAUCCUCAUGGAUACUGCAAACUUGACAAAUCCUCAGUCUACUACAAAAGACAAAUACACAGCCACGUUGUUGAUUAAUGGAGCUGGUCGAUUUGGAUGCAAUGGCCUCUACGAAAUUUUGAGAUACAAGAUGAAAGAUGUACCUGAAUUGAAAGCAAGUCAAAUUUUGCGGAAAGAUUACAAGAAAUGGACUAAAACAGUUGGGAAUGGCGUGAAUCCUAAUGGUAGUAGGUCAAGAUCUGUGGCAACAAAUAUUGGAAUGAGUUCAAUUGGAAUAUCAAUAGCCCAGCUUCUGGUACAUGAGGCUACUUCAACAGAAGAUAUACUAGAGUUCCAGCGAUUUGAGAAUCUUAGCCUACUCGUGAUUGUUUCUGGUUAUUAUGAUACAGAAAAGAAGUUCAAGAGGGAAAUCCUUAUCUCCGCGGAUUCUUUGGAGCUUUUGAGAAGCCUGAUUCAUUUUAUGAUGGCCAGAGCAAACCAACUUCCCCUCAAAGUUUUGCAACCGUUAGGUCUUCCAGAUGCGAUGAGGGCAUUUGAGAUUGAUAGAAUUACUUCAAGGAAGUCAAUUGAGUCUCUCCUUGAAGAAUUUCAAUGAACGCCAGCCCAGAUGAUAGUGUGUAAUGGUCUUAUUAUGGCAGGCUAUAUACAUGCUCUUAAUAUCUCCAUAUUCGGUUCUUUCUUUCUUCCCUAGCUACCUCCUUUCUUGCACUAUAUAUAUAUUCUAUUACUUUGAGAGGACUCAGAAAUGCAGAAUUGAACACUACGCU